This is a messenger RNA of Lepisosteus oculatus (spotted gar), 641 nucleotides long. It is a transcript of the gene snrpe, whose product is annotated as small nuclear ribonucleoprotein polypeptide E. Gene Ontology annotation, molecular function: RNA binding. Gene Ontology annotation, biological process: mRNA splicing, via spliceosome; spliceosomal snRNP assembly. NCBI's taxonomy places the organism in Eukaryota, Metazoa, Chordata, Actinopteri, Semionotiformes, Lepisosteidae. The record is from RefSeq and is a predicted model, not a curated record. Gene Ontology annotation, cellular component: U5 snRNP; U2 snRNP; U4/U6 x U5 tri-snRNP complex.
AAGUUGCAGCGUGGGGGCACCGUCCGCAGAGAGAAGAAAAGAAGCGCGGUGUUCGACAGGAAGACCGGCCCCAGUAAUUCUGUGAAAGUUUGUUUUUAAAGUUCUUUUUGAACCAGCAGAACUUACAGGACUAUGGCGUACAGAGGCCAAGGACAGAAGGUUCAGAAGGUUAUGGUGCAGCCGAUUAAUCUUAUCUUCAGAUAUCUUCAAAAUCGAUCCAGGAUCCAGGUGUGGCUGUAUGAACAAGUUAACAUGCGGAUAGAAGGCUGCAUUAUUGGUUUUGAUGAAUACAUGAACUUGGUGCUUGAUGACGCUGAAGAGGUUCACAUGAAAACAAAAACCAGAAAACCCCUUGGACGGAUAAUGCUGAAAGGAGACAAUAUCACCCUACUACAAAGUGUGGCGAACUAGUGCACCCAGAGUAUCCCUUGUUUAAUGGCCAAUAGUUUCUUUGAUCGGUUGUAGCUGUUGUGGAGCAGGUGAUGAAGUGUAUGUUGAUGGUCAUAAGAGUAAUUUAGGCUUUAACCAGCCAACUGUAUAACAGACAGAUGUAUGCCGAAUGGAGUCUUUCUGACCGCUUAUUUUGUAUUUUCUUGUGUAGUGUGUACCAAUAAAACUGGAGUGCUUUUUGUAAUCCUCUA